AUGCUGGAGCGUAACUGCAGCGUCGGAAAAGGGAGGAGGAGCGGCGCGGAUCUGAACGAGUUCGCGUCCGUCGUCGACGAGCGCGUAGAGCGCAACGGCGGCAAGGAGCCCUUCCUCAUCGGCGUCGCGGGGGGCACCGCAUCCGGGAAGACCACCGUGUGCGACCUGAUCAUGCACAACCUGCAGGAGAAGCGCGUGGUGCUCAUCGCGCAGGACUCGUUCUAUCGAGGUCUGACGCAGGAGGAGCACGACAACGUCAGCAGCUACAACUUCGACCACCCCGACGCCAUCGACGUCGCCGCGCUGGUCGAGACGCUCAAGAAUCUCGCGCUUCGAAACAAGGUGGAGGUGCCCAUCUACGAUUUCGUCACGCACUCGAGAAAGGAGGACGAGUCCGUCACCGUGGAGCCCGCGGACGUCAUCAUCGUGGAGGGCAUCUUAGUGCUCGCCAUGCAGGAGGUACGGGAACUGUGCCACAUGAAAAUAUUCGUCGACACCGACGACGACCUGAGACUCGCCAGGCGAUUGAAGAGGGACACCGUGGACAGGGGCAGGAGCGUCGACGGCGUCAUCACCCAGUACACCACGUUCGUGAAGCCGAUGUUCGACACGUUCGUGUCACCGAGCAAGAGGCACGCGGACGUGAUCAUUCCGUGGGCGCAGGGCGAGAACAACGUCGCCAUCGACCUCAUCGUGCAGCACAUUCGCACGAAGCUCGGUCAGAACGACCUGCGAAGGAUCUACCCGAACCUCAUCGUGCUCCCGCCCAACUUUCAGAUUCGAGGCAUGCACACGAUCAUACGCAGCGCGUCGUGCAACCGAAGCGACUUCGUGUUCUACUCCGACAGGCUCAUCCGGCUGGUCGUGGAGCACGCGCUCGGGCACCUGCCGUUCAGGAACGAGAUCGUGACGACGCCGAACGGCGAUCGAUACAACGGGGUGACGUUCAGCAAGAAGAUCUGCGGCGUCGCGCUCAUCCGCAGCGGGGAGGCGAUGGAAAACGCGCUCAGAGCGUGCUGCAAGGGGAUCAAGAUUGGCAAAAUUCUCGUCGCCAGGAGGGAUAACGACGGCUUGCCGAGCGCGCUCUCCGGGCAUCGUCUGAGCAGCGCGGUCGUUUACGAGAAGCUGCCCGCCGACAUCUCCGAUCGAUACGUCCUCCUACUCGAUCCCAUACUCGCCACGGGCGUGUCCUCGAUGGCUGCGAUUGAUAGACUCAUCAAGGCUGGCGUCAGGCAGGAUAGGAUCAUGUUCGUCACCAUCAUCGCGGCUUCCCAGGGGAUCCACUCGCUCUGCAUGCGAUACCCGCAGAUGAAGAUCAUCACGAGCGAGGUUGACGCCGGUCUGAACGAUCAGAACAGGGUCGUGCCGGGCGUGGGAGAGUUUGGCGAUCGAUACUUCGGAACGGAGGACAUGAAGGCGUACUACGACGGGGACAUAGACGAGGAGCUGCACUUCGAGUGA
Molecule: messenger RNA, 1461 nt
Organism: Micromonas commoda
Lineage: Eukaryota; Viridiplantae; Chlorophyta; Mamiellophyceae; Mamiellales; Mamiellaceae
Exons: 2
Coding region: 1-1461 (486 amino acids)
Cellular component (GO): cytoplasm
Molecular function (GO): ATP binding; kinase activity
Source: RefSeq, a predicted model, not a curated record